This is a messenger RNA of Engraulis encrasicolus (European anchovy), 2514 nucleotides long. RefSeq names its product mediator of RNA polymerase II transcription subunit 26-like. The transcript is spliced from 3 exons. Gene Ontology annotation, biological process: positive regulation of gene expression; regulation of transcription by RNA polymerase II. The coding region runs from base 292 to 2157 and encodes 621 amino acids. NCBI's taxonomy places the organism in Eukaryota, Metazoa, Chordata, Actinopteri, Clupeiformes, Engraulidae. Gene Ontology annotation, cellular component: core mediator complex; mediator complex; nucleus. Gene Ontology annotation, molecular function: transcription coregulator activity. The record is from RefSeq and is a predicted model, not a curated record.
UUUUUUUUUAACAACGGUGAACACAGAGCUCAGAAUCCUUCAGUUGGAGCUGCGUGAAAGCGGAUGACCAGAGAAGCCACGGGGUAAAAUGAGCCUUCGGACUCCGUCCAGACAAGAUUUGACCGGUAAUGCUUGAAGUAAAUUCAGCUAUCUCACAGAGAUGAGCUCUAUGGACGAAAUGGGGCUCCACUUGGCGGCUCACUUUCCGAAAGGCCUGUGAGUGUCUGCGAGUCACCCACCCGUCUCUUCGGAGGACUCCCCCCGCCUGCAGGUCCCCACUACUGCCAGGCAAUGACAGCGGCCUCCGCUACCGCGCAGCAGAUGAGAGACCGGCUGCUGCAAGCUAUUGAUGGCCAAAGCAAUAUUUGCAAUAUGAUCGCUGUUAUGGAAGUGAUUACACAUUUGGAGAGAUACCCCAUCACCAAAGAAGCUCUUGAGGAAACUCGUCUCGGAAAAUUAAUAAAUGAUGUCAGAAAGAAGACGAACGAUGAGGACCUUGCGAAGCGGGCGAAGAAGCUGUUACGGACUUGGCAGAAACUUAUCGAGCCGGGUCAAACGGAGCCCCCACCCACCAAGGAGAACACGGGAACCAACGGAGGUGCCUUCUCCAACUCGCCCCAAGCCGCCGUCACUUCGGUCUCAGGGAAAACUGGCCCCGAGCUGAAAAUUCGAAAUGAUUUUCUCAACUGUAACCAUUCGAAGGUGGUGGAGGGGUCAGGCCACCGAAAGCGCAAAGGGGGACAAAGAGACACACAGCACUUGCCAGCCAAAAUCUCCAAACUGUCGUCAUCAGGUUUUGAACAUCACUCAGUUUCCUCCACGCCGCCUCCAACUAACGGCGUUGCAGGAAGUCCUGAGGCUCUUUCUUUGAACACAUUCGACAAUUCGCACUCUCAGUCAGACAAAGACUCUACUACAGACAACCAGGAGCAUGACAGAACUAGCAAAGUCCCCAUCAUCGCCGUCAAACCCCACCCCAGUUCCCCCGUCGUUGCAAAGCCGCCCAGCGCCUCGCUACUCCUCAAGACGGCUGUGUUACAGCAGCAGGUGAGGAGAGACAGCGCCGCCGCAGCCGCCGGUGGGGUGCAGCAGCCCCCCAAGAGCCCCUGCUCCUCUGCGGUCAACCCCAAGUCCAACGCAGCUGAAGCGCUGGGAAGAUGGCCUCCCCCCUCAGGAGCACGGGUGUCGACCGUGUCAACCCCCCCUCUCAGCCCCACUGUACCCACCGACAGCUUUGGCUCCUUGCAUUCGCCGAGCUCUGCGCUCCGUGGGGUGCACGUCACGGAGGCAAGGCACUCGAGCGACUCGGGCCACGGCUGGAAGGCGGACGGCGUGUCUGUGCAGGGCGACGGGCGGCUGGGCUCUUCUCAUCGGGACGGCGGGGCGAUGGACGUGUCGGACGGGGGAGGGAGCGGGUCGGCACCGACGGAGGUGGUGAGCAAGGCGGAGAGCGACACGUCCACUCGCACCACCGAGAAGAAGAAGAAAAAGAAGUACCGGCCCCGAGACCAGGCGGUCAACCUGACGGGCACGCAGCCGGAGGACAGCAAGAAGCCGGCCAAGUUAAAAGACCGUAAGCUGACCUUCGACCCCGUCACGGGGCAGAUCAAACCCUUAGUGCAGAAGGAGGCGCAGCCCAAAGAGGAGAUGCCUGCUCUGCCCGAUGCCCAUUGGAGGGCGGACGGGCACAGCGACGCACCUCCUCCCACCCCUACCCCUACCCCCCCUCCUCCUCCUCCUCCUCCCCAGCCCAACCCCCUUCAGCAGACGAACUGGAAAGAGCUGUCUCGAAACGAAAUCAUCCAGUCAUACCUGAACUUGCAGAGCAAUGUGCUCAACUCCUCUGGGACGCAAACCCCAGGGGCCCACUUCUUCAUGACGGAGUUUCUGAAACGCGAGGAGGGACAUUCGAAUAAAGAAGGGAGAAAAACGCAAACGCACGUUCUGGUGACCCAAGCCCCACCGUCGAACUUACCGGGGGUUACGCAGGAGGUGUCCAGAGAGGAGCUGGACAGGCUGCACUCGGACCGGUGGGCCGGGGUGAACGGCUGUUACGACACCAAGGACAAGUGGCACGACUGGACUGAAUGCAUAUCACUAGACCCCCAUGGGGAUGACGGCAAGCUGCAUAUCUUGCCAUACGUUUGCCUAGACUAAAGAAUUGUAGCCUUCAAUUUCAUGUGAAAAAUAGGAGCUGUUUUGGCCCUGUUGGUUUUUGAAUGAGUGAGUUGACAAAAAAAUGAACUCUGGCAAUCUUGAAUUUCUUCCUCCCCCUUUUUUUGUUUUCUUUUUGAUAUACACAUUUGUAUGGUUUGGGUUGACGAGCGUGUUACUUACCGACAUUCCAUUCUGCCUCCAGGUUGGCCUCUGUCCAAAUCUCUCUCCCCCCCUAAGUUUCUGACAGAGAUGCAAAACUGCAAAAUGCACACGUUUUGAUGUGUAUGUGCAAAUGUUUAUUAAUUUAUCUUUUGUUGUAAAAAAAAAAACAUAAAUUAAAAUGGUAAAUGAAAUCUA